AUGGCUGAUAAGCAGACAAGUAAGGGUAGUGAUACACCUGAACGAAGGAAAAGGAAAGCCAUAAAUUUUGAAAUGAAAUUAGACAUAUUAAAGCGUGCAGAGAAAGGAGAAACACAGUCACAGAUUGGAUAUGCGUUUGGUUUAAAUCGUUCCACAAUUGCUACAAUCAUCAAAGACAAAGCCAGAAUUUUGGAACAUGUGAAGGGAUCUGCGCUCAUGCAUUCAACCAUAAUAACAAAAAAAAGAAGUGGCAUCAUUUCCGACAUGGAAAAAUUGUUGAUUUUGUGGCUUGAAGAUCAGCAUCAGCGUAAAGUGCCUGUUAGCGUUAUGUUGAUUCAAGAGAAGGCUCUUAGUCUUUAUAAAGACUUGAAAAAAAACCUAGGUGAAAAUGCUAGGGAUGUAGAACCAUUUGUGGCAAGUCGUGGGUGGUUUAACAGGUUUAAAGCUAGAGCAAAUUUACAUAACAUUAAGGUGAGUGGGGAAGCUGCUAGUGCUGAUGAAAAAGCAGCCUCUGCCUUUCUUGAGACAUUUGCUGCUACAAUUAAGGAGGGAAACUACAGUGCUCAUCAAGUGUUUAAUGUUGAGGAGACUGAACUGUUCUGGAAAAAGAUGCCUGAGAGAACCUACAUCUCCAAGGAAGAAAAAACUAUGCCUGGCUUUAAAGCUGCAAAAGAUCACUUAAUUCUUUUGCUUGGAGGGAAUGCUGCUGGGGAUUUUAAGAUUAAGCCACUCCUAGUUUACCAUUCUGAGACCCCUAGAGCAUUUAAGGGUGUAACAAAAGCUGCUCUGCCUGUUGUAUGGAAGUCCAGUCACAAGGCUUGGGUAACUUUGGUGAUUUUUGAAGAUUGGUUCUUUCACCAUUUUGUGCCUGAAGUUAAAUUGUAUUGUGCCAAAAAUAAUAUUCCCUUCAGAAUUUUGCUUGUGUUAAACCAUGCACCAGGGCACCCAGUUUCCCUGGAUGAUUUUCAUCCUGACAUCAAGGUUGUGUUUAUACCUCCUAACACAUCCUCCUUGUUGCAGCCAAUGGACCAAGGAGCUACAAGGUUAUUUAAGGCUUAUUAUACCCGUAGAAUCUUUGCCCAAGCAAUUAAGACUAUAAAAGGGGAAGAAGCUUCUACCUUCAAAGAUUUCUGGAGGGGUUACAACAUGUAUGCUGCAGUAAAGAACAUUGGGGAGUCUUGGCAUGAAGUCAUGCAGACCAGCAUCAAUAGGAUUUGGAAAAAACUUUACCCUCAGUUUGUUAAUGAUUUUAAGGGAUUUGAGGAAACUCUGAAAAAUGUUAUUGAAAAUAUAAUUGAGAUGGGAAAGGAACUUGAUUUUGAUCUGGAGGUGUAUGAUGUGGAGGAGUUGUUGGACUCACAUGCAGAAGAUCUCUCUAAUGAUGAUCUUGUGCACUUAGAGGCACAAAAGGUUGCAGAAGAGGAAGCUGCAGCUCUGUGGGCAGACACGCCCCCAUCCAAAAGAUUCACAGUUAAAAAAAUGUCUGAGGCCUUUCAGAUGAUUGAGGGGGCUAUGGCACUGUUUGAGGAACAAGACCCCAACUCUUUUCGAUUUGCCUCAGUCUCCAGAGCUGUGAGAAAUGCCCUCACAUGUUACAGAGAAAUUUACCUAGAGAAAAAGGUACCUGAUUUUAAAGGAACUAGUGCCAUCAGCCUCUAA
Pelodiscus sinensis (Chinese soft-shelled turtle) is the source of this 1659-nucleotide messenger RNA. NCBI's taxonomy places the organism in Eukaryota, Metazoa, Chordata, Testudines, Trionychidae. The record is from RefSeq and is a predicted model, not a curated record.